Molecule: messenger RNA, 1266 nt
Organism: Hippoglossus stenolepis (Pacific halibut)
Lineage: Eukaryota; Metazoa; Chordata; Actinopteri; Pleuronectiformes; Pleuronectidae
Gene: dpm3
Product: dolichyl-phosphate mannosyltransferase subunit 3, regulatory
Exons: 2
Coding region: 82-360 (92 amino acids)
Biological process (GO): GPI anchor biosynthetic process
Cellular component (GO): dolichol-phosphate-mannose synthase complex; endoplasmic reticulum membrane
Source: RefSeq, a predicted model, not a curated record
CGUCGCGGUUUGCUGCGUCAUUGACGUGCGCAGAGCUGAGGUGUCAUUAGACAGGAGGUCGGUUCCCGGCGGGCUCUCAUCAUGACGAAGCUCCUGCAGUGGCUGCUCGGCGUGUCGCUGGUGGUCGCGGCCUGGGCGGUGGUCUCCUUCGACCUGUUGGACCUGCGCCUGCCGCACACGUACCGGGAGGUGGCCUGGCCGAUGCCCCUCUACCUGCUGGUGUCGUUCGGCUGCUACUCGCUGGCCACCGUGGGCUACAGGCUGACCACCUUCAAUGACUGCGAGGAGGCGGCGAGGGAGCUGCAGGAGCAGAUCAGAGAAGCCAGAGAGGACCUGAGGAGAAAGGGCCUGAAGAUGUAAAUCCUGAGGACCGUGUAGAGACAUUGUGAUGGAUCCAUGACUGUUGCACACAACCUGGUGUCUGCACUCGAGAGGCUGGAGUCUCUACAGUGAAAGAUGCUGGAUGGACUUCCUGUUUACCAUUCAUUCAUGCAGCCAUGUUUGUUUUCAUUCAUGUGUUCACUGGCACGUCUUUAAGACAAAUUAGAAAUUAGCCCAACUGACUGUUUUUGUUUUGACUUUAAGACUCAACUCUGUUUAUAAACUGAAUAUUUUUGUCCAUUCAAAGACGUGUCUGAAGUAAAACAUUUAUAUUUUGCAACAUCCAGUUCUGUUCAAAUCGGCCUGUGGUUCCACUGAUGUAUAAAUAGCUUUUCUUGGAGAAAACGCACACAUUAGUGUUUAGUUAUCAUCUGUGACCAGAUAUUCAUCACUGGAAGAAUCCAGCUUUCAGACAUGCACUGAACUCCAGACAUGUUCCUGAAAUGUUCUGUGGGGUGGAGGUGGGGUGGCUUAAUAAGAUCGCAAAUGUGUCCAAUCGGAAACCUAAACCGAAACAUUUGUUUAUGUCACGUCCUACAUCCUCCAUGUUCCCAUCCCUCGCCUGAAUGUUACCGGAAAUGUUUCUGUUGUUUAGAUCACGUCUGACCUGGACAAUCUCCUGCCGCGUUCUUCAUAUGUGAAAGUUCAAAGUUCAUGUCUGAAAACGGCCUCUGACCUGAUUCUCGACUGGGAUUUUUUUACAUUCUUUCAAUCUGCGUCAGCACCGCACAGGGUCGGCCUUGUCGUGCCUGUCUGGAGGUUGCUGCUUGUCAGAAAACAUGGAGUAGAUUGUUAUCUGUAGUGUACAUUCCAUUGUCCGGUUUCAGACUGGUUCCCUGUGGCUAUUGCUGCGAUGUAAUUAAAAUGGAGUCUAUUUUCUUCAGA